AUUAAACAGUCGUUGAAGGAGGACGGUGCUGCUGCUACUAAGAAGAAGUUGGACCUGCUGCAAAAGGAAAACAUUGAUUUACUUGAACGACUCGAAUCAUUGAAACAAGAGCUUGAAUCAGAGAAGUUGAAAUGUAGCAUGAAACAGAAACAGAUAUGACUUCAACCGAAGUCUGGUGGUCCGGAUGUUGAUAACUUACAACAUUAAUCUAACUGGAACGUUGAUUCAGUAUUCGCUACAUUAUGCUUUCCGAGAGGCAUGCCUGAGCAUCUCCAUCCAAAUUUUGGUCUCCUUAGUACUCUCUUAGAUUUUUCCAAGACCACACAGCAUUUAAUUGAAUCUUGAACUGUAUAGAUUUAGCAGAUAUGUGACUGAAAGGGGUUGACAAUCAGAAUUUACAAAAUGCUACAUGUUAAAUGUUUUCAGAAAGUAAAAUUACUUGCCCUAUUGUUCACUA
This is a messenger RNA of Capsicum annuum, 457 nucleotides long. RefSeq lists its product as uncharacterized. Lineage: Eukaryota; Viridiplantae; Streptophyta; Magnoliopsida; Solanales; Solanaceae. The record is from RefSeq and is a predicted model, not a curated record.